Molecule: messenger RNA, 1128 nt
Organism: Ochotona curzoniae (black-lipped pika)
Lineage: Eukaryota; Metazoa; Chordata; Mammalia; Lagomorpha; Ochotonidae
Gene: ST8SIA2
Product: ST8 alpha-N-acetyl-neuraminide alpha-2,8-sialyltransferase 2
Exons: 6
Coding region: 1-1128 (375 amino acids)
Biological process (GO): oligosaccharide metabolic process; N-glycan processing
Molecular function (GO): alpha-N-acetylneuraminate alpha-2,8-sialyltransferase activity
Source: RefSeq, a predicted model, not a curated record
AUGCAGCUGCAGUGCCGGAGCGGGGUGCUGGCUGCCUUCGCGCUGCUGGUCCUGCUCCUCAUCUUCGCGGACAUCUCGGAGAUCGAGGAAGACCUCGGGGACUCUGGGGGCAGAGGCGCCAUCCGACCAGCCGUGAGCAGCUUCCACAGCAAGCCCAACAGAGUUGACGUGGGCGUCAACGGCUCCUCCUGGCCGGCCACUGCGGACAGGAGCAAUGACAGAGUGAGGCCCAGCGCCCAGCCUGCCGCCGCCAAGUGGAGGCACAACCAGACAGUAUCUCUGCGGAUCAGGAAGCAGAUCCUGAAGUUCCUGGAUGCCGAGAAGGACAUCUCGGUCCUGAAGGGGAGUCUGAAGCCCGGCGAUGUCAUACACUACAUCUUCGACCGCGACAGCACCAUGAACGUGUCCCGCAACCUCUACGAGCUGCUGCCACGCACCUCGCCGCUCAAGAGCCAGCGCUUCCGCACCUGCGCCAUCGUGGGCAACUCAGGGGUCCUGCUCAACAGUGGCUGCGGCCCCGAGAUCGACACGCACAGCUUUGUCAUCAGGUGCAACCUGGCUCCAGUGCAGGAGUACGCCCGGGACGUGGGGCUCAAGACCGACCUGGUGACCAUGAACCCCUCGGUCGUCCAGAGGGCCUUUGAGGACCUGGUCAACGCCACCUGGCGGGAGAAGCUGCUACAGCGCCUGCGCAGCCUCAACGGCAGCAUCCUGUGGAUCCCCGCCUUCAUGGCGCGGGGCGGCAAGGAGCGUGUGGAGUGGGUUAACGCACUCAUCCUCAAGCACCACGUCAGCGUGCGCACCGCCUACCCCUCGCUGCGCCUGCUGCACGCCGUCCGCGGAUACUGGCUGACCAACAAAGUGCACAUCAAAAGGCCCACCACCGGCCUGCUGAUGUACACGCUGGCCACACGCUUCUGCGGCCAGAUCUACCUGUACGGCUUCUGGCCCUUCCCGCUCGACCACAACCAGAACCCCGUCAAGUACCACUACUACGAUAGCCUCAAGUACGGCUACACCUCGCAGACCAGCCCCCACACCAUGCCCCUCGAGUUCAAGGCCCUCAAAAGCCUGCACGAGCAGGGGGCACUGAAACUGACCGUGGGCCAGUGCGAUGGUGCCACGUAA